This is a messenger RNA of Besnoitia besnoiti, 1101 nucleotides long. Its product is annotated as chaperonin GroS protein. NCBI's taxonomy places the organism in Eukaryota, Apicomplexa, Conoidasida, Eucoccidiorida, Sarcocystidae. The transcript is spliced from 8 exons. The record is from RefSeq and is a predicted model, not a curated record. Gene Ontology annotation, molecular function: protein folding chaperone; ATP binding; protein-folding chaperone binding. Bases 1 to 1101 code for a protein of 366 amino acids.
AUGGCGCGGGCUUUGUGUGAAGCGGAAGGCCCCAGCGCGCGUCUCCGGUGUGCGUACACCGAGAGCCUGUCGCAGCGCAGUCGGCGACCCUCUCGCAGACUUUCCAUUCUCGGCCUCACUCUGCUGCCUCUCGCCUCUAUGAGCGUCUUGGCGCCCGCGGCUAGCGACACGUCGUCUUCUGCGCUCGUCUUCGCCGUCGCCAACCUCAACAGGCCGCCAGCCUCCGCUCCCCAGUGCUCGGGGUAUAAUGCCUCCGCGGGUUCCUGCCGCUCUUCAGACCCCUCGCUGGCUUUCGUGCGCGGGCAGCCUCCUCGGGCGCUGUCUGUCCCUUCGCCUUCGGCGUCCGCGGCCUUGUCUCCAGCGGUGCAGGACUCGAACGCCUUGAGUGUUGGCCCUGCGAGCGUCGGCGCCCGUAGCAGCGUGGGUUUGCUCCCCCUGAAAAGCGCGAAGUUUUCCUUCGAAGGCGACGAGAUCGGGGGCCCUAUCAAGCCGCUGCGCGGCAUGGUGCUGCUCGAACGGCGCGAGGCCGUGGAGAAAAGCUCGGGAGGCGUGUACCUUCCCUCCGAGUCCAAGGGCAAGCAGGUGGUCGCGCGAGUCCUCGAAGUCGGGUCUGGCGAAGUCAACCGCGACACCGGAGUUCGCAUUCCCAUCGACGUCGUCCCCGGCGACUGGGCGAUCAUCUCGCGACACGCCUUAGACUCGUUCAAGUACAACGGAAAGGAUUGCGUUCUGGUUGAGGCGCGGGAUAUCCUCGCGAAGGUGCGGACGACCGUGGAGGAAAGAGACGCAAAUCCUUCCGACCUGCUGCCUCUCGGCGACACCGUCCUCGUGCGGCUGACAAAGCUGCCUGAGCGAACCGCGAGCGGACUGUACCUACACCAGCCCGGGGGAGAUCGCUCUCGCAGCCAAAGCGUGAAGCGAGCGGAAGUCAUCUCCGUGGGACCCGGCUGCUACAACAAAAACGGCGAGCGCGUUCCCGUCGAUGUCAAGGCAGGAGACCACGUUUUGUUCUCGCCUUACAGUCAAGACGAGCCGGAGAUGACCUAUGGCAGCAAUUCUUACGCGUUCCUCAAGGCCGCGGACCUCCUGGCAAGGUGGUGA